This is a messenger RNA of Acanthaster planci (crown-of-thorns starfish), 1671 nucleotides long. Its product is annotated as fibrinogen C domain-containing protein 1-like. Gene Ontology annotation, cellular component: fibrinogen complex. Gene Ontology annotation, molecular function: extracellular matrix structural constituent; protein-macromolecule adaptor activity. Lineage: Eukaryota; Metazoa; Echinodermata; Asteroidea; Valvatida; Acanthasteridae. Gene Ontology annotation, biological process: blood coagulation, common pathway; platelet aggregation; fibrinolysis. The record is from RefSeq and is a predicted model, not a curated record.
CUAGGCGCGUGUUACGAGGGACAGCCUUGCCUCUUUCUCUGUCACGUUACAAGCCCUGUCUCAGCUACCUCGAUUCGGUUCUGUCAGACAGAUCUCCAGCGUAACAAAGCAGAGUCUUACGUUCAAACUUGCAGUCAAGGUCCUGUCGAAAGAGCAAGAUGGGAGGGCUUGCCGCAGCCAUGUUCAUGCUGCUUGGCCUGGUGGCGUUAACAAGAGGCAAAUUUAGCGAUGUAUCUGACCCUUGCUGCCCGGAUAAAUGCUGCAAUGGAAUAUUAUUCGGUGGAGUUACGGGAAACGCUCCAGAGAUGCUCCCCAAAGACUGUAAUGACAUCCGAGAGUUGGGCGGAGGUAAAGAUGGUCUGUACACCGUCUACCCAUCCUACGUUGAAAGCUGUGAUGGAAUCAGAGUAUACUGUGAUCAACAAACAGAAGGUGGUGGAUGGACAGUGAUUCAGCGACGUAUGAACGGUUGGUUAGAUUUCCAGCGGGGAUGGAAUGAAUACCGUAACGGCUUCGGAUUCCUGACGGGUGAAUUCUGGCUGGGACUUGACCAUAUCCAUCACAUGAGCAUCCAGGCACCCACUGAGCUGAUUAUAUACAUGGAGGAUUGGCUCAAUACCAUUGUCAGGGUCCAUUACUGGAACUUCUGGUUGGGGGAUGAGGCUUCCAAUUACACACUCAGCGUAAAGAACUUUGACCCCGGAAGUGACGUUGGUGAUGGUCUGUCCAUCCACAACGGCAUGAAGUUUACCACGUACGACCGUGACAACGACCGUAGCAUCCGUAACUGCGCCCAAGAGCACACGGGCGCCUGGUGGUACAAUAACUGCAUGCUGUCUAAUCUAAAUGGACGGUACCUGCGAGGGAACAACCCGGCGCUCGUCGGUCAAGGGGUGGUCUGGACUCCGUGGACCGGGAACUCUUACUCGUUGAAGACGGUAGUCAUGAUGAUGAGGCCUAUUGUUUAAAUGAUGGUUAGCUACUGCUUCUGCUUUGAAGCCAGUAUACCCUUGCAACUUAAAGGGAAUUUAAUUAAUGAAGUAAAGAAACAUUUCAAAUUCCCAUUUGAAAAAAAAAAAUGAGGCCCGAUAUACGAAGAGGCCACUAUUGGAAGCGAGAAAGCAAUGUUAAGUGUUUAAGAGUCGGUUUGGCUGAUUUAUUUGAUGUUAAAGUCACUUUUUCCUGUGGGUGUUCAAAAUGAGAGUAAAAUACUGAUAAAGGACAUUAGACUAAACUUUGUAAAGUCAGCGUUACAUUUUUGACUUUCUAUUUUGAGAGUUGUCGACCUUUUACAGAAAAUCAGCUGUAUAUAGGGUUUUACACGAUGGUCGAAUGGUAAAAAGUGGCUGUCAGAUAUUAAAUUUUUUCAUAUCGACCCAAAGAAAAUGUUUCCGUUCCAAAAAUGGAUCAUUUUAGACUUAUUAUGUCGUAUCACUUCAAACUUCAUACUUGGUAUGAAACUGUAUCAUUUAAGUUAUAGUGUUUCAAUGUAACUUGAUGCAGAACUGAAACUAAUAUAUGUGUGAAGUGAUUUCGAUUUCAAAUCAAACAUAGACAAUAGUGUAAAACAUUAACUCUACAACUUUCUUGGACGAUUUAUAUGUGCAAUAGGUUUGAGCAUUGAAAUAAACACUUCUAUCUGCAAAUAGAAGAUUAUGAAUGAAUUUUGUA